Messenger RNA from Elephantulus edwardii (Cape elephant shrew), 441 nucleotides. Its product is annotated as protein LDOC1-like. The coding region runs from base 1 to 441 and encodes 146 amino acids. The record is from RefSeq and is a predicted model, not a curated record. The transcript has a single exon. NCBI's taxonomy places the organism in Eukaryota, Metazoa, Chordata, Mammalia, Macroscelidea, Macroscelididae.
AUGGUGGACGAGCUGGUGCUGCUGCUGCACGCCCUGCUGGUGCGCCACCGGGCCCUGAGCAUCGAGAACAGCCAGCUGAUGGAGCAGUUGCGGUUUUUGGUGUGUGAGAGAGCCACCUUGCUGCGCCAGGUACGUCCGCCGCCCAGCUGCCCAGUGCCCUUCCCGGAGACAUUCGGGGGCGAAAACGGCCGGCUUCCCGAGUUUAUCGUGCAGACGACGUCCUACAUGCUUGUCAACGAGAACCGAUUCUGCAACGACGCCAUGAAGGUGGCUUUCCUGAUCAGCCUGCUCAAGGGAGAAGCCGAAGAGUGGGUGCUUCCCUACAUCGAGAUGGAUAGCCCCAUCCUGUUGGAUUACCGGGCCUUCCUGGAUGAGAUGAAGCAGUUUUUCAGCUGGGACGAUGAUGAAGAUGACGAGGAGGAGGAAAACGACUUUUACUAG